This is a messenger RNA of Nicotiana attenuata, 1945 nucleotides long. RefSeq lists its product as uncharacterized. NCBI's taxonomy places the organism in Eukaryota, Viridiplantae, Streptophyta, Magnoliopsida, Solanales, Solanaceae. The transcript has 3 exons. Bases 470 to 1714 code for a protein of 414 amino acids. The record is from RefSeq and is a predicted model, not a curated record.
AAUGAAUUAAUCCCUUAGAAAUUUAAAUUCGAAAGUUACACAGUGGUGUUGGCACGUGCCGGCCUGCCACAGUGAAUAAAGCGGGAAAAGGUGGAAUCUAGAUCCCCAACGACCAAAUCUUCCCCGUCAAAACCGGGAACUUCUCCAAGAAAACUAUGAUCAACGGCUAUAAAUAUUCCUUUAGAUCCAACCGUUGAAUAUUAAAAUCAACGCCUGACGUUAAAUCCAAGUGCCUCCACAAUCUCCCAUAAAAACCGGUCCACUCUCAUCUCUCCUUGUUCAUCUCUGUCUCUCAAAUUAUAUAAGUUGUACUUCUCUCUCAAAAAAAAUAUUUAAAAAAACUGCUUUAAUCUGCGUAGUUAACUAGCUUCUUAUCCUGCGCCUCCUCUGGCCUGAGAAAUGAAGCCGAAGGGGAUAGUAAAGAGUUUGAUGAAAAGAUUCAACGGCUGAGAUUUUACGAUACUCAAAAAUGGACAGUCAGAAAAGCCAGGGGAAGCUAACGAGGACUCAGUCUUCACUUCUACGGUCAUCUCCAACUAUCCGUUCGUCAAUCCACAGCCUUAACUCCAUCAACGAACUUGGAGUUGACCAUGAACCGGACCUUGAAGAGCAGAAGCCGCAUAAACCCGGUUCAAUACCGGUUCGACCGGCUCCGUCUAGGAUAGCUCCUAUUCUUGCGAUUUUAGCGGUUUCUACUUACACCCUUUUCGUUUUCUUUAACAGGGAUGAUAUACCAACUUCAGAGAAUCUGUUGUUAGCUUUAAUUUUCGUAGCGGUUCUUCUUUUUUUAGCUGGCAAGAAAAAACAGUCAAUUCACCAAGGUUACAUUUUUUUCAAACACUUAAGUGAAGAAUACGGGAAAAAACUCGGGUUAUCAGGAAACCAGUCGAAACCGGUCAAGUGGUUCAUUGGGGAAACAAACAAAGAAGGGAACUUUGAGAAAGUGAACCGGGAAGGAGUUGAGGUAUACAGCAAUGGUGAUUUCUAUGAGGGUGAGUAUCACAAAGGGAAGUGCAAUGGUAGUGGAGUUUACAACUAUUUUGUGCAUGGAAGGUAUGAGGGUGAUUGGGUUGAUGGGAAAUAUGAUGGUUAUGGGAUAGAGAGUUGGGCUAGGGGUAGUAAAUAUAGAGGGCAAUAUAGGCAAGGAUUGAGACAUGGCUAUGGUGUUUACAAAUUCUAUACAGGAGAUACUUAUGCUGGUGAAUGGUGUAAUGGUCAAAGUCAUGGUAUUGGGUCUCAGUCUUGCUCUGAUGGUAGCUGUUACGUUGGUCAAUUUAAACGUGCUGUCAAACAUGGCCUCGGUUGUUACCAUUUCAGGAAUGGGGAUCGGUAUGCAGGGGAAUAUUUUGGAGACAAGAUUCAUGGUUUUGGUGUAUAUCACUUUGCAAAUGGACAUUGCUAUGAAGGGUCAUGGCAUGAAGGGCGCAAGCAAGGCUACGGAAUGUACACAUUUAGAAAUGGUGACACAAGAUGUGGGGAAUGGGAUUCAGGCAAUUUGAAAACUCCUUUACCCCCACUUACUCAUGCUGUCCUUCGAGCUGUUCAGGCUGCUAGAAAGGCAGCAGAGAAUGCAAUUAAAUUAAGGAGGGUGGAUGAACAAGUGAACAAAGCAGUGAUGGCUGCAAACAGAGCUGCCACUGCUGCUAGAGUUGCUGCUAUCAAAGCAGUACAAAAUCAGAUGGAUGGAAAAUUUUGUGACACUAACUAUUAUUGAAAGUUUCUCUUUUUAUUUUGUUUUACAACAUGUAACAAGUUUGGUAAAUGUAAAUUUACUACGCCAAAGUAUAAAAUAUUAUUUUCUAGGCCACCCCGGCAAGCAAAAUGCAAGCCGGUGGUUGAGUGUAAUAUUACUACUCUGAGGUUUACUUAACCACAACUGUAACUUGUAUAUAUGCCCCUUCAUCAAAUGUAAAUCAGCGAAAAUGAAGGUUUUUUCUCCUUUAGU